CCUCGCCGCCCCGGGCUGCGUCGGUAGGACGCGCGCUCUCUUUAUCUUUCCAGGCGCCCACCGUAUUCCGCUUGCAACCAGCUCGGAGUCACGGUCACGGUUCGAACAGCAGUCCGGUAAAUGCACCGCUUCUGCUGGGUUGCCGCACUGUGCAAGUCCCCGUUUAUUAUCCCUGUCCUCCCAGUUUAAUUCCGGAUGACUGACACUUUUUUGUUUUGUCCGGAAAACGCGUCCCGAUUAUCGUCUCGCUAGCCGCGGUGUAAUCUCGUAAACUUAAAAAAUGGGUUUGUGGAAGUCGGCGUGAUAUUGUUUCGGGCGAUUGGCAAUGAUUAUUCCGAACAUUCAAAUCACGAGCAAACGAAUUGUUAUCAUUUGCGCUUGAAAGUUUUUUUCCCCCCUCGUGAAACUGGCAGUUGAAUCCGCUCUAAGUUUGAUUGGUUGCAUCUGUGAGUGAUCCAAUAUGGAUAUUGUAGUUUCUGACCUGUUAGAAGGCGAUGCACUACCAUCGUGGAAUUCAAUUGCAUUUUGAACACUGCCUUCGUUAUGCCUCUACAGGGACUGAACUGAUGGAGUGGAAGCUAUGAAGUUACUUGGGGCUGGCAAAAGGCACAUGGUAAUGGAAGACUUUGCAGCAGCUGUCAAUGCCUUUCAGGAUGCAUGCAGGCUGUUGAGUACUGCACAUGGAGAAAUAGCUGAUGAAUGUGGAGAAGCCUACUUCUGUUAUGGAAAAGCUCUUCUAGAGUUGGCAAGAAUGGAGAGGGGUGUGCUUGGCAAUGCCCUUCAAGGAGUUCCUGAUGAUGAAGAUGAUGAUGAGGAUGAAGAUGAUCAAGAAACAGCAACAGCCGAGGGCCCCAAAAUAGAAAAUGCAGAGAAUGUAGAUGGUGCUCAUGCAGCAGAUGCUAGUGAAGGUGACGAUGAGAAUGAAGAAACUACAGAAAAGGAUGGUGAAAGUGAAGAGGUGGACAAUUUGCAGUUAGCUUGGGAAAUGCUUGAAUUGGCAAAAAUCAUCUUCAAAAGACAGGAAACCAAAGAAAUACAACUCUGUGCAGCACAGGCUUACCUGAAGUUGGGUGAAGUGGGAAUAGAAUCUGAGAACUAUGUACAAGCUAUUGAGGAUUUUAAUGAAUGCCUGACCAUUCAGGAAAAACACCUUGAUCCACACAACCGGCUGCUGGCGGAGACCCAUUACCAACUGGGGCUAGCAUACAGUUUUAAUAAUCAACAUGAUUUCUCUCUGAAGCACUUCAAAGAGUCUUUCAGUGUUAUAGAGAAAAGGUUAGCUAUGUUAACAGAAAGAAUUGAAAAAGCAGAAGAGAAAGGCAAAUCGCCAGCAAAAGAUAAUGAGACAGUUUCUGAAGAUAAGCAGGAAGUUGAAGAACUUAAAGAGCUGUUACCAGAAAUAAAGGCAAAAAUUGAAGAUGCAGAAGAAUCCAAAGAUGGGAAAGCAACUAAAGCACUUCAGGAAACCUUGUCAAGAACAACAGCAUUUCCGGUUACAGAAGGCAUCGCAAACAGUGCUCCAACAUCAGCUAUUCAGGCUGGAAAAACGGGUGAAGCACCUACAUCAAGUUCAAAUUCUGUAUCCAACAUCUCUCACCUAGUAAGGAAGAAGUCCUCAUUACAGAGGAAGCCAGAAGACUCUGAGAGGGACACUAAGGAUCCUAAAAAAGCGAAGCAGGAGGAGUCUUCAGUGAAUGGUGGCUGUGGUGAUGCCCAUGACAAGAAUGGAGUUCCUGCGAAAAUGGAAUCAGAAGAAAUUGCUUCACCAAAGAAAUCUGAUCCAGAAGCUCAAAGUACGAGUUAAUAUUUAGAUGGUUGGCAUACUCCUCCACAUACAGGACUGUUUUUGUAUAUAAUGUAUUUUUGAUUGGCUUUUUGAACUUUUUGUAACAUUGUGGAAAUCUUCAAUAAAGAUGUCAUUUGCAAAUUUGGGUCUCAGUUAA
This is a messenger RNA of Mobula hypostoma (lesser devil ray), 1943 nucleotides long. RefSeq names its product nuclear autoantigenic sperm protein (histone-binding) (gene nasp). Gene Ontology annotation, molecular function: histone binding. The record is from RefSeq and is a predicted model, not a curated record. Lineage: Eukaryota; Metazoa; Chordata; Chondrichthyes; Myliobatiformes; Myliobatidae. Bases 581 to 1804 code for a protein of 407 amino acids. The transcript has 13 exons. Gene Ontology annotation, cellular component: nucleoplasm. Gene Ontology annotation, biological process: DNA replication-dependent chromatin assembly; CENP-A containing chromatin assembly.